GGUGGUUUUUACCCAACUGGAUUUGUUGAUGGCAUUCGCCAACUCUACAGCACCCGUGAAAGAUGGUUUGCACCCUUCCCAUGGUGGGAAAAGUUUCGAUUAAGCCUUGAUAACAAUUUUACCAGACUCAAAAUAGUGAGCAGGAAGAAAGAAAGGGGAACAAAGACUGAUAAAACUGUUACUAUGAAAGAUAUCUUCAAACCCCACGAAGAAUGCGCUCAUCCUAGGACGGUCUUAAUUGAAGGGAGGCCAGGUAUAGGAAAGACCACAUUCUGUAAUAAACUUGCUUACGAUUGGGCAGCGAACAAACAAGAAAAUCCUUCAGGAAGUUUUUUUCCAAACUUCCAAGCUGUUUUACUGCUUAAAUGCCGAGAAAUAGAGUCUUGCCUUUCGGAGACCACCGAAGGACAACCUCUCCCUCGAUCUGAAAAAGAGAAACUGAACGAAAUCUUCAAGUCUGUCCUUUGGGACGCCAUUGAUGACCAGCUUCUGCCUCGAGAUUGCACAAAAGAAGAUAAGGAAGAAUUCUUCAAAUUCAUUCGCUGUAAUCAGCCCGAUAUUUUACUGGUACUUGAUGGAUUGGAUGAGUUGCCUGCCAAUAUGUUUGCAGCGUUUAAGGAAGUCAUUCAAGGAAGAGUGCUACCAAAGUGUUACAUUGUCGCUACAGCACGGCAAGAGGUUGGGAUGGAGGUGCGUGAGUGCUGCGAUACCUUGCUAGAAAUUGAAGGUUUCACCAAAGAAGACGCCCGAGAGUUCAUUUUCAGGUAUUUCAAAGAGAAACCUCAUUUGGCCCAGAAGCUUAUAAACAAACUAGAGUCUGACGAAAACCUCCAACAGUUGACAGAAAGUCCUUUAAACACUGUACUUCUUUGUCUUCUUUGUGAGGACUCUGAUGGUAUUUUUCCAGAAAGUGGUACACAGCUGUAUCUAGAAAUGGUAGAGUGUGUUCUUAGAAGAUAUAGGAAAAACAAAGGAUUACCAUUACCAAAUACCAAAGACGAAGACCUCACUAGAGUAUACAAGACUCAACUAAGACAGCUUGGCUCCAUCGCCUGGAACGGUCUGCUUCAUAAUAACCUGUCCCUCGAAGAAGGCGAGUUUAAAAAUUGCUCAGAAGAAUUACCUGAAUUCGGCUUCUUGUCCGUUGAGUGUAGCCCUAAAAAAGUGAGACCAUCUCUGAACUAUUGCUUUUUACAUAAAACAUUUCAGGAGCUGUUUGCGGCAUUUCACCUCUGUUGCCAGGUUCUAGACAACGAAAUUUGUCCAGAAACCUUAAUUACCGACGACAGAUAUUUUAAAGAGCUUAAACAGGUGCUUUUGUUCACAUGUGGCAUGCUAGCUUCGCAAUCGGAAGAAGCGAUAAAGGCUUUCGUCUCGUGUAUUGCUAAGAAGGUAAAGGAUAACGCUACGUUCUCAGUUGCAUUGGAAUGCAUUAAAGAAUGUAAAAACGAAAAGAGUUGUACCUUUUAUCUGCUCUUAGCUGUUACUCUUGGCUCGCUUCUUCAAAUAACACAGUUGGAUUUGUCACGGAAUGGACUUGGUACUGGUGACUGUACUGCACUGGCGGAAGCAAUCAAACACAAUUCAACAAUAACACAGUUGGAUUUGUCAUACAACAAUCUUGGUACUGGUGACUGUACUGCACUGGCGGAAGCAAUCAAACACAAUUCAACAAUCACACAGUUGAAUUGGUAUGCGAAUGGACUUGGUACUGGUGACUGUACUGCACUGGCGGAAGCAAUCAAACACAAUUCAACAAUAACACAGUUGAAUUUGUCAUACAACAAACUUGGUACUGGUGACUGUACUGCACUGGCGGAAGCAAUCAAACACAAUUCAACAAUAACACAGUUGGAUUUGUCACGGAAUGAACUUGGUACUGGUGACUGUACUGCACUGGCGGAAGCAAUCAAACACAAUUCAACAAUAACACAGUUGAAUUUGACAUACAAUGAACUUGGUACUGGUGACUGUACUGCACUGGCGGAAGCAAUCAAACACAAUUCAACAAUAACACAGUUGGAUUUGUGGGGGAAUCAACUUGGUACUGGUGACUGUACUGCACUGGCGGAAGCAAUCAAACACAAUUCAACAAUAACACAGUUGGAUUUGUCAUGGAAUGGACUUGGUACUGGUGACUGUACUGCACUGGCGGAAGCAAUCAAACACAAUUCAACAAUAACACAGUUGGAUUUGUCAUGGAAUGGACUUGGUACUGGUGACUGUACUGCACUGGCGGAAACAAUCAAACACAAUUCAACAAUAACACAGUUGGAUUUGUGAGACAAUAGACUUGGUACUGGUGACUGUACUGCACUGGCGGAAGCAAUCAAACACAAUUCAACAAUAACACAGUUGAAUUUGUCACUCAAUAGACUUGGUACUGGUGACUGUACUGCAAUGGCGGAAGCAAUCAAACACAAUUCAACAAUAACACAGUUGGAUUUGUCAUGGAAUGAACUUGGUACUGCUGACUGUACUGCACUGGCGGAAGCAAUCAAACACAAUUCAACAAUAACACAGUUGGAUUUGUCACGCAAUGAACUUGGUACUGGUGACUGUACUGCACUGGCGGAAGCAAUCAAACACAAUUCAACAAUAACACAGUUGGAUUUGUGGGGGAAUCAACUUGGUACUGGUGACUGUACUGCAAUGGCGGAAGCAAUCAAACACAAUUCAACAAUAACACAGUUGGAUUUAAGAGGGAAUGAACUUGGUACUGGUGACUGUACUGCACUGGCGGAGGCAAUCAAACACAAUUCAACAAUAACACAGUUGGAUUUAAGAAGGAAUGAACUUGGUACUGGUGACUGUACUGCACUGGCGGAAGCAAUCAAACACAAUUCAACAAUAACACAGUUGGAUUUGUCAUGGAAUGAACUUGGUUCUGGUGACUGUACUGCACUGGCGGAAGCAAUCAAACACAAUUCAACAAUAACACAGUUGAAUUUUUAA
Porites lobata is the source of this 2955-nucleotide messenger RNA. Lineage: Eukaryota; Metazoa; Cnidaria; Anthozoa; Scleractinia; Poritidae. The record is from the annotation of a GenBank genome assembly.